UUAUUGUAUGUGAAAAUCUUCUACCGUCUGUGCGAAGAAACAACUGUUGGUCUUGUACAUUUUCCUGAAACACCAACAGGUGCACAUUUAACUGAUAUCGUUGAACGUCAUGGAAUUUGUACAACAAAUUCCCAGAUAAAUGCCAAACCAUUAGGCUUUUGCAAAGGAAAUGGAGAAUGGGCCUUUCAAGAGACAUCAUUACGUGAUAGUUGUCAUUGUCAAGAUGGUUACGAACUUCUUAUUGAUAAUAAUAAUCAGAUGAAUAAUGGUCUUCUACCUCGUGCCAUUUGCAAGGGUAAGUACAUAAAUUCUCUCUGAGAUUAGAUCAAAUUAGUUCCAUUCAAAUCAUGUCAUUGAUGGAGUUGCUCGAUAUAAUAGGUAGUUGAAACUUGUCAAAAUAACAUGUCUCAUUUACCCUUGAGGAUAGUAAAUAUACAUGCGUACAUACCCAUUCAGGUGACCUUCUUUCUAAUUCAAUAUGCGUGUAUGAACAUUCAUUGUCGUUGAAUUGUCUAUCCAUAUAAUUAACUUUGACUACUGUCCCUUAUUUCUUUCUUUUUUCUCAUUUUACAGCAGAAUGGAAACGGUCGACAUUCAUUCACCUGUCGCACACCUUUUCAUCC
Molecule: messenger RNA, 623 nt
Organism: Adineta ricciae
Lineage: Eukaryota; Metazoa; Rotifera; Eurotatoria; Adinetida; Adinetidae
Source: the annotation of a GenBank genome assembly